Brassicogethes aeneus is the source of this 828-nucleotide messenger RNA. NCBI's taxonomy places the organism in Eukaryota, Metazoa, Arthropoda, Insecta, Coleoptera, Nitidulidae. The record is from the annotation of a GenBank genome assembly.
CAGGGUCGUCAUAAAAAAUGACUGAAUUAAAAUAAAAUGUAAAAAAAUGCAUUCAUUUUUACGACAGGCGUGAAAGAAAAAAUAAGUGAGGGGUGGAAUUACAAGGAAAAUAAAUAUAACCUAAAUGGCUCAAGAUAUCGAUUUGAAAAUUACCAACGACAGCGACAAAGAAACUAUGCUAUUGCCGGCAUAUUCCAGUUUGGAGAUACAACUAAUUGAACAUGAAGGCGAGCCAAUCAGCUGUCAAAAAUGCACCAAAGUGUUUUGGUCCGAAAGAGCCCUGACCUCGCACUUAAAGUGCCACAAGAAAAAACCCCUGACGUGCGAGAAAAAAUUCGCUUGCGAAGUGUGCGGUAAGAUCUUCAAGAAAUACUGCGACCUGGACCGGCACAUGCGCGUACACACUGGAGAAAAACCCAGCGAGUGCACCAUAUGCCACAAAAGGUUCCAACAGCCUCACAACCUGAGCAAACACCUGUUCACGCACUUGCACGUGAAACCGUACGAUUGCGACGUGUGCGGUAAAAAGUUUGGAAGAAAUGACGUAUUGAACAGACACAUGUUAACGCACUCCACCGACAAGCCUUUCAAAUGCGAGGAGUGCGGUAAAGGCUUCAUAAGGCAGUCGCAAUUGGAACAACACUCGAACAAACAUCAUAAGAUUGGCAACGUGUAACAAAAAAUAAGGGUACUAGAGUUAGUUUCAAACAGUAUUACCUAGUUAAAUUUUUAUAUAUAAAUAUUUUGUUGUUUUCUGUUAUUUCAUUGUAUAAGGCUGUUAGCUACUAAGAACGACCCUAUGUUAAUAUGACAUUAAAUGUAAAAACU